Molecule: messenger RNA, 1173 nt
Organism: Helianthus annuus (common sunflower)
Lineage: Eukaryota; Viridiplantae; Streptophyta; Magnoliopsida; Asterales; Asteraceae
Exons: 2
Coding region: 1-1173 (390 amino acids)
Molecular function (GO): zinc ion binding; nucleic acid binding
Source: RefSeq, a predicted model, not a curated record
AUGGCGUGUAAACCGCCAAUUUACAACGGGGAGGUUGACCCGAUAAUAUGCCAAAAAUGGCUAAGUGAUGUCGAAGGGGUAUUUGAAAGGACCCACUGUGAUGUAAGAGAUUUUGUGGCUUACGGAACGGGUCAGUUAAGGGGUCAAGCCAAGGAUUGGUGGGAUAAUAAGAAGAAGGAGAUUGGAGCCGAAGCGGCAAGGACUAUGACGUGGGACGAGUUUAAUGCACCAUUCCUUAAACACCACAGUCCCAAGGCGGUCAUCAAUAGAAUCAAGGAGGAAUUCAUUCAGUUGAGACAAAAGGGUGAAUCAAUUGAUAAGAUCACGGGUAUUUUCAUGGAUAAGCUGAGAUUCUGUGAUGAGUUAGUGACUACCGAAGAGCAGAAGAUAUACUACUAUUAUAAUAUGUUGAGCGCUGAAUAUCGGGAGUUCAUGACUCCUUCAAAGUACGAGACCCUCACAGAAAUCAUUAACACCGCCCGGGAGCGGGCGAUUGAGUUGAAGAAACAAGUAGAGAAGGGCGAACGAAGGGCGCAGGAUGUGAAUCCAAGUCCUGCAAAGAAGGCAGGAACAUCGGAGUUGACACGAAAGGCUGAUGCGAAAGGCAGGUCACCAAGUUGCAAAGUUUGUGGGAAAGGGCACAAGGGUAAGUGCCGCUUCAAAGACAAAUCGUGUCCCAUAUGCGGGAAGACGGGGCACACAGCAUCACUAUGUUCGGGAAAGGUUUCUGUUUGCUACAAGUGUGACCAACCGGGCCACAAGAAGUCCGAAUGUCCGGACUUGGUUGGAAAGAAAGAUAACAAAGAAUCUCCAACAGAAACUCCAAAGGCGAAGGCCAGAUCCUUCCAAUUAACUGCGGCUGAAGCAAAGACAGUACCCGAUGUGGUCUCAGAGAUAAAGUUAACAUCUCCGAGUGGAAGACAUGUUACAAUCUAUGGCGAGAAAGGAGGAAAUCUGGUCAUAUGCUCAAUGUUAAAAUCUCAAAAGCUUUUGAGGCACGAAUGUAGGGCGUUCAUGAUAUACGUAAAUGAACUCGGGAAAGAAUCACCGAAUAUUGGAGAAGUACCGGUGGUACGUGAAUAUGAAGACGUGUUUCCGGAAGAUUUGCCGGGAAUACCGCCUGAACGAGAAGUAGAGUUCGAAAUCGAGUUGUUCCGGGCGCGAAACCCGUAG